Molecule: messenger RNA, 1341 nt
Organism: Lathyrus oleraceus (garden pea)
Lineage: Eukaryota; Viridiplantae; Streptophyta; Magnoliopsida; Fabales; Fabaceae
Exons: 2
Coding region: 1-1341 (446 amino acids)
Source: RefSeq, a predicted model, not a curated record
AUGGCACCGAAUAGAACACAACUUCAGAGUUUGGCUCAGAAACCUGAAGAAUCCUUCAAAGAAUAUGCACAUCGUUGGAGGGGCCUAGCUACCAGGGUCCAGCCUCCCAUGCUUAAGAAGGAAAUGGUUUAUAUGUUCAUGGGAACACUUCAGGGCCCAUACUAUAAGAAGCUAGUAGGGAGUACGUCAGCUGGGUUCUCUGAUCUGGUAGUUACUGGCGAAAGGAUUGAGAGCGGUGUAAAGGCUGGAAAAAUCCCGAGCCCUGCUAAUGUUUCCAAUGGGACGAAGAAACCCUUUAGUGGCUUACCCAAGAAAAAAGAGGGAGAAACCAACGUUGCGUCAACCUUCAAGGGGAAGGGUAAAGCUUACCGAACCCCAUAUUAUCAAGUCGCAGAAGUGACUCAUAACAACUAUCAACCACCGACAUACGCCAUUUCUGCUGCUCAACAACAAGCCCCUUGUCAGCCGCCUGUCCAGGAAGCCAGGCCUCCGCCGUCCCCACUCCCACCGGGCUACGACGCAAACGUACACUGUGAGUUCCACACUAGGGCACCCAGCCAUACUAUUGAUAAUUGUAAAGCAUUCCAGUAUAAAGUUCAAGAUCUCCUUGACUCAAAGGCCAUAUCAUUCGCGCCUACAGGGCCCAAUGUUAACAAUAAUCGGAUGCCUCCUCAAGCCGGACAUCCCGUGAACAUGAUUCAAGAGUCUGCUGUGGUCGACCAUAUCUCGAAGGUCGACAUGAUAAAGACUCCGUUACUGGAAGUGAAGGAAAAAUUUCUCUUAAGGAACAUGUUCCCUGGAUGCAUUGAUGACUGUGCACGAUGUGGGGAUACCCCACAAGGUUGUGAGAAGCUUAGAAAAGGUAUUCAAAUGCUGGUAGAUCAAGGCAUCUUCUUAGUAGAACCUUCCUCGGUAACCAACGAGGUGUCUACUCUGGAGAUACCCUACUAUCCAGUACAAACACCUGUUGAGAAUGCUCCCACAACACCCUUGGUAAUUACUGUACCGACUCCUUUCCCAUACGAAAGCACCAAGGCCGUCCCCUGGAACUAUAACUCCACAACCUAUCUGCAUGGGCGAAGACUCAAAGAGAGGACUGCCAAAGCUCAGAAGACUUUAGUAAGUCAUGUACCCUUUGAGGUUCCCAAGCCUGCUGAAUUACAAAAGCCAGUGGAAGUUCAAGAGCCAGUGGUAAACAUUACAGGCACUAGCGGCACGACCCGAAGCGGCCGCAUAUUCGCUGCACCACCACCACCACUUGAUAAAGAGAAUCUUGGGGCUAACACCAAGAGUAAGGAUAAGCAACCUGCCGAACCGGAGCAGGGGCAAACCCAAACUUAA